This is a messenger RNA of Lycium ferocissimum, 1300 nucleotides long. Its product is annotated as probable ADP-ribosylation factor GTPase-activating protein AGD15. The coding region runs from base 228 to 935 and encodes 235 amino acids. The transcript is spliced from 9 exons. Gene Ontology annotation, molecular function: GTPase activator activity. NCBI's taxonomy places the organism in Eukaryota, Viridiplantae, Streptophyta, Magnoliopsida, Solanales, Solanaceae. The record is from RefSeq and is a predicted model, not a curated record.
UUGAUGGGUUAAGAUUGGAGUAGCGCGUUUUAUGGAAUGUAAAAUGACUGUUUCCAUUCAAUGUGUGAAGAGGAAAAACCAUUCAUUCAGCAAAAGAAAGAAAGAAAAAAAAAAAAGAGAAAAGAGAAUACACAUUUACACCAUCCCUAGAGAGGGAGAUAGUUCUCUCUCCCUCUUUGUUAGGCCUUGUUGUUUCUUUUUGGCUUUUGGGAAACAAAUCAACAGCCAUGAACGACAAGGCUUCCGUUUCCAAGGAGCUUAAUGCCAAACAUGCAAAGAUAUUGGAGGGCCUUCUUAAGCUUCCAGAAAAUAGGGAAUGUGCAGAUUGUCGGGGAAGGGCCCCAAGGUGGGCAAGCAUCAACCUUGGGAUAUUCAUCUGCCUGCAAUGUUCAGGAAUUCAUAGGAGUCUUGGGGUACAUAUCUCAAAGGUAAGGUCGACAACUUUGGACACAUGGCUGCCGGAGCAGGUUUCUUUUAUGCAAUGUGUAGGUAAUGAGAAGUCGAACAAUUAUUGGGAGGCAGAACUACCAGCAAGUGCAGAUAAAAGCGACAUUGCAAAGUUUAUUCGGACCAAGUAUCAGGACAAACAAUGGGCUUCUAGAUAUGCCUCUCAACCAGCACCAUCUAAUAUGAUUGUUGAAACAAGUGAAGUCGGAGGAAAAGCUGAUAUUCCAAGGAAAGCAAGAAAAUAUUCCUUGGAGGAGGAUGUUUUUAGUGCACAACCGCCACAAGUUCCUACAGCAACAAGAUCUCGUGGGGCUUCUUUGGACACGAUGGACGAAUUUCUUAAUUUACCUCCAAAAAAUGGUCUCAUCAGUGCCCCAUCUGUGAAGCACAAAGAAGAUACAAAGGAUCUCUUCAGUUUGCUCUAUGCCUCAGAGGCAAAACAAGAUCGCACUAUUGUGCCUCCAUCUCGCUGGGCAACUUUUGAGUGAGCUGAUGAGACCAAGAGAACCAGUUAAUUGUAUUCUAGCACUUCUGCAAUGGAUUAGAGUUCAUGGAUGAUAAGUCAAGAAACAGAGCUGCACUUCAACAUCAGGAGGAGCCUCUUUCACUUGUGAAGACUUGCUGGGAUUGUUAUUUGGGCUGAUAGUCUCUAUCCAUUGUUAUUAGUUUUCAUGGAUCAAGCAACAUUUAGAGACUAGAGAGUUCAUACUAGUUGCGUCCAAUAUGAUUAAUUAAAUAGUUGGCAACUGGAUUCUACCACUACUUGUGUCUUAAAGAUUAAUGUAUGGUUCAUUAUUUUUUCUGUAUAGAAAGUGAUUUCCUUCAUAUAAUACUACACUUUAUUUUGACCCUA